Lachancea fermentati is the source of this 1668-nucleotide messenger RNA. Lineage: Eukaryota; Fungi; Ascomycota; Saccharomycetes; Saccharomycetales; Saccharomycetaceae. The record is from the annotation of a GenBank genome assembly.
AUGCUUUUUAGAGCUAUUUCUAAACAAGUGAGAUUUGGAUUGCUAAAAAAAAAUGUGUAUUCACAAUGCAAAUGUCUAGUGCGAUGUGUUAAUCUUACUAGUUUCCGAGCAGUUCAUCAUUCAAGCUAUUCAAACCCCAAGUUACUGAAUGUACGGAAAGCUUCUGCAAUCACUGCUUCGGUCGCAACUGUAGGAAUACUGACUUAUUUGUUUGGAGAAGCAUUCGAGGACGGUAUUCCCGUAAGUGAAAUAAAGUUGCACAAUAAAGUUGAUGAUUGCUGGAUUGUUUUGAAUGGUGAGGUAUACGAUGUAACUGCUUUUUUGAAGCAACACCCUGGUGGAGCUGCAAGAAUUUUGGAGGUUGCUGGCCAGGAUGCGACAGAUAAAUUCCAUGAAAUGCACUCUGAUGCCAUACUUGAUAAAGUAAAGGGUAAGCUAAUUUAUAUUGGGAAGAUGAAAGGUCAAUUUUACAAGGAGCUCACUGCAGAAGAAAUGAGAAUUAUGGACAUGAAAAGUAAGCUGCCACCCUUAUCAUCUGUGUUUAGUAUAUCCGAUUUUGAAGCCAUUGCAAAGCAAGUAUUACCUAAAUCAUCAUUCAUGUACUUCGCUACAGGCGCUUCGGACGAGUUUACUUUGAGAGAAAACCAUUAUGCCUACAGUAGGGUUUUUUUUAGACCUAAAAUUUUACAAGAUACCAAUACAGACGUUGACACGUCAACUAACUUUUUGGGCGCGAAAGUCAAUAUCCCAAUCUAUAUCACUGCCUUUGCUGGAUCGAAGCUGGCUGAUCCUAUUGGCGAAAUGCACCUUCAAGCCGCUUCAUAUGAUGCUAAUGUAAUGCAUAUGGUGCCGAAGCAAAAUUCCUACAGCGUUGACGAUUUCUUUGAUGUUGUACCUGAAGAUCAAAAUCAUUGGAUGCAAUUCCAUUUCGACACUGAGGAAGAAAAACGAAACGUUGACCAGUUUUUAAGAACAGCCGAAUCACUUCCAAGCGUUAAAGGGGUCUUUUUUAACGUUGACCUACCGGACAUUGGUAAUCGCGAGAAAGAUUCUAGGCAAAGAGCUUCGACUGACGGUUAUCACGGUUUAGACGAAAUGACACCAAACCAAUUUGGCCAACAUCCUAGACUUGCUUGGAAAGAUAUAGAGAAGAUUAUUAGUUCCACAAGUCUCCCUGUUGCUUUAAAGGGUGUUCAGAGAGGAGAAGAUGUCGUAUUGGCUGCUGAAAAAGGGAUUAAAGCGGUUGUCUUGUCCAAUCAUGGCGGAAGACAAUUGGAUUUCUCUCGCCCCCCUCUUGAAGUGCUUGUUGAGGCGAAGCAAAUGUUGAGGGAGAAAAACCUUGAAGAUAAAAUCGAAAUUUAUGUGGAUGGGGGUAUCCGUCGCGGGUCUGAUGUAGUCAAAGCAUUGUGUUUAGGGGCUACUGGUGUUGGGCUGGGAAGACCUUUCCUUUAUGCAAUGGCGGGAUACGGAGAGGAUGGCGUUGCUAAACUUAUAGAUAUCCUAGAAACCGAAAUCAAAAAUAACAUGAGACUUUUGGGCGUUGAUAAGAUCGAGGACUUAAAUGAAAGCUUUGUGGACGCCAGAAAUCUAAAGCUUCGCAAUCCUAGAAUCGCAGAUUCUCUUUACGACGAGGCGUAUCAGCCAUUAACAUUUCCAGAAUUCAGAUAA